Molecule: messenger RNA, 2782 nt
Organism: Silurus meridionalis
Lineage: Eukaryota; Metazoa; Chordata; Actinopteri; Siluriformes; Siluridae
Gene: mtmr7a
Product: myotubularin related protein 7a
Exons: 14
Coding region: 193-2088 (631 amino acids)
Biological process (GO): dephosphorylation
Molecular function (GO): phosphatase activity
Source: RefSeq, a predicted model, not a curated record
UCCUAUUGACCGGGCAGCUUAUGAUCCCAUCACAUCACAAUCACAUCGGCUAUUGUUAUUCUGCGUAAUCCGCCUCAGUGGUUCAAAAAAUGUCGUAAAACCAUACAGCAGAAAAAAAUUAUUUUUACUAUGAUGCUUACAGUCGCUAGAGGAAGCUGUUGAUAAAUGAUUUAUGGUGUUUGCGAGUGAAAGAUGGAGCACAUCAGACUGCCAAAGGUUGAAAAGGUCCAGCUAGUGGACAGAGGUUCCUCUUAUACGGAAAGAGUUGGAACACUGUAUUUAACAGCAUUUCAUACAGUGUUUGUAGAUAAUGAGGAUGAGGAUCACAGUGAACUAUGGGUGCUGCAUAGUCUGGUGUGUAAUAUUAAAAAACAAAGUGCAUCUGCAUUGGGAUACCCACUUCUCAUUCAAUGCAAGAACUUCCAACAUUUUCAACUCAUCAUCCCACAAGAAAGUGACUGCAAUGAUGUUUUCAUAUCAAUCUUGCGACUCUCCAGGGCAGAGCAAUAUGAGGAGCUUUAUUGUUUUUCUUUCAAGCCUAAUUUCAACAAGGAUGAGAGGGCUAAAAAUUGGGACAUUAUAGACUUGAAGGAAGAAUAUAAUCGAAUGGGAGUGCCAAACAAACGAUGGCAUUUGACUUCUAUCAACCGGGAAUACAGGGUAUGUGACACUUACCCAGCUGACCUGUUUGUGCCCAAAUCUGCAACCAUCCCGGUCAUUAUAGGAAGUUCCAAGUUUCGGAGCAGGGGCCGAUUUCCUACGUUGUCAUACUACUGCAAAGAAACUCAAGCGGCCAUAUGUCGGAGCAGCCAGCCUCUGUCAGGCUUCAGUGCACGCUGCUUAGAAGACGAACAGAUGCUAGAGGCCAUCAUGAAGUCCAACCCCAGUAGCCGGUUCAUGUAUGUUGUGGAUACCAGACCCAAGCUAAAUGCAAUAGCAAACCGGGCUACAGGAAAGGGCUAUGAAAACGAGGAUAACUACACCAAUAUAAAGUUUCAGUUCCUUGGUAUUGAGAAUAUCCAUGUAAUGAGGAGCAGUCAGCAGAAACUAAUUGAAGUGUCUGAUCUUUCUUCCUCAUCCAUGGGGGAAUUCCUAUCUGGCCUGGAGAAUUCAGACUGGUUAAAACAUAUUCGAUCAAUAUUGGAAGCUGGAAUCUUUGUUGCCAGGGCUGUGGUUGAAGAAGGCAUCAGCGUCUUGAUCCACUGCUCUGAUGGUUGGGAUCGCACAUCUCAAGUGUGCUCCAUAGCCAGUGUACUUCUUGACCCGUACUACAGGACUCUUAAGGGAUUCAUGGUGCUAAUCGAAAAAGACUGGGUUUCAUUCGGACACAAGUUUUCUCAUAGGUACAGCCACCUAAACGGAGACCCCAAAGAAGUGUCGCCUGUUAUUGACCAGUUCUUAGAGUGUGUGUGGCAGCUCAUGGAGCAGUUUCCCUGUGCCUUCGAAUACAACGAGAGAUUCCUUAUCAGCAUCCAGAGUCACAUUAAUUCAUGUCACUAUGGCAACUUCAUUUGCAACAGCGAGAUGGAGAGGAAAUGUCUAUGCAUUAGAGAGAAGUCUCACUCCAUCUGGCCUCAUUUGUGGAGAAAUAAAGUGGACUAUGUGAACCCUCUUUUCAGAAAAGACCACAGUCAGACCCAAGGAGUUCUACAUCCCAUUACCACCCCCUACUGCUUCAAAUUCUGGAGGGGUUUAUACAAUCAGUUUGACCGAGGAUUGCACCCCCGUCAGUCUGCUCUCGAGAGUCUAGUGGCUGCGAAAGAGGAAACACAACAUCUAGAAAAAGAUCUGGCCAUUUGUGAACAGAAACUGGCUACAUUGGCUAAGAAGCCACUGAAAGGCCUCUGUGUGAAGAAGCAUGUGCCAGUGUACAUCAGCCUAGCCAACAUACCUCAGGACUACAAUGGAGGAUAUUCUGGCAGUGAUCCUAAAGUUCUCAGCCUGUAUGGCGUCACACCAAAAAGUUCAGAGUGGGAGUCAGGAGGGGCUCAUUUCAAGUGCCACUCCUCAAGCAAUGGUAAUGCAUUUUCAAAUAAAGAUGGAAUUAUGAAUGCUGACUCAGACAAUAAUGCCUUCAAUGCUGCCUAAAUUUGAGGCAAGAAAAAAAUUAAAAGCCAUAUAUAGAGAUUGUAUCUAACUAUACAAAGAAUGUGUGGAAUUCCUGUAUGCAUUUGACUUUAGUUGUUCACUCAGAACUCAUUAAAUCCUGCAUUUCUGUCAGUGUAAUAUUUCUGUCAGAGUUGAUAUGUGUUACAUGUUGGUUUUACAUUUGCAUGAAGUUAUGUGCAGUACAAACAUGCAUGGUGCAAAAUGCCUCUUAAUGCUAGUAUAUUUAUUUAUACUAAGACCUGAAAGUCACACAAGAUACUGAGCAAGCAAACAUUUUCUCUGAGGAACAAAUUUGUAAUUUCCUUAUUUAGAUUCAGCUAUGUUAUAUCUAAUCUAUCUAGUAAAUAACUUAUUUUGUUCAAAAUAUAGGUCACUAUGUUUACAAAAAGGGUCUAACAUACUAUCCAAAAUCUCUGGGGAAAUAAAAAAAAACCAACUCUGGACCAAAGCAAGUUGUUUUGUUAGUCAUCAGUGCUCGUUUUAUUAACUGCAUGAAUAUCACUACAAAUUGGUUUAUUUAUUAUGUUGAAUGUUUGAAGGUGGUGUUAUGCUGAAUACAUGAAUGCUUAAAUUAUACAGUAAUAGUUUUGAAAGGACUUUCUCAGUGUAAGAGUUCACAUUUAUUACAAUGUUAUUCAACUCUAAAUAAACAUAUUCAACUCUUUGUUCUGUA